CCUCUGGCCCCAUCUUCAUUCCGAUAGACACAAGCUUCGUACAAUACGAAUUCCCAUGGUUCUAACAGAAUCUCCUCACCUCCCCCCAAAUCCUGCACACGCAUACACGCGUGUUGUGCGUGGAGUGUGUAGUAACGCACAAAUUUCCCCCACCACUGUUACGUCCAGCUGCUAACUUGUUACAGGAACUGUCAGAGUGUAGUGAGAAGGGGGUAUUCCUCAAUUGUUGAGAGCGGUCGAUCAGUUCCUGAAGAACUUUCCUCCAAGGUAGACUGAAAUUGUUGUGUUUGCUGGAUGUGCGAUGUGUCUUAACGCGAAAUAAGUUAAAGUCUGUCUCUUAUUCGCUGUUAUAUUUACAAGACGAAACGAUUUAAGAAGACCUACGUAGAAGAAUAUUAUUAAAAGUGGUUUUUUUUGUAAAUAUUUUAAAAAACAACGAACGUGUUUUAUUAUCUCUCAACGAUAAAUUUUUAACGACGAAAGCUGUUGGUCUGCUUUCGAAUCGGUAAGAACGUUUGUUACUUUUAUAAAUUUGUAUAAACUGCAUUCAAGACAUCAGAGAUUGAAAGAUGUUUCUUCUGUGACAUGUGACUGAAGUUUAUUUUAAUGUGCAGUGUUUGUUACGUUCAUCAUGCCAAUCAGCGAGGAUGAAUUCGAGCAUAACAAAUCCCAGCAUCAUGGGAUGUCCAAGGCGGAGCAGAGAAGGAGCAACAAACCAAUCAUGGAGAAGCGACGCAGAGCUCGUAUCAACCACUGCCUCAACGAACUAAAAGCCCUCAUCCUGGACGCGAUGAAAAAGGACCCAGCACGCCAUUCGAAAUUGGAGAAGGCCGAUAUUCUUGAGAUGACGGUGAAACACCUCCAAACAAUACAGCGCCAACAGCUAGCCAUUGCCGUGGCGACAGACCCGACCGUGCUGCACAAAUUCAAGACCGGUUUCAACGAAUGUGCCAGCGAAGUCAGCCGAUACAUCGGCCGCAUAGAAGGCGUCGAACCGGCAGUGAAACAGCGCCUAGUGGCUCACCUCGCCAACUGCGUGUCAGGGCUCCAACAGUUGUCACCCUUCACUUUUGGGGGUUGCAGUGCGAUUAGCAGUACCAUCGGGAGCAUGUUCCCUACAAUGGGAUUGUCAACUGCACUUCAUCUUCCUCUACAGCAAGGACCAAAUACACCAUCCAGCACUACAGGCCUGCCAACAAUCCUGCCUCAUAUCCCAUCUGGAGAUGUCAACAAUAAUCACCACCACAACACAGGAACCAGGCUGCAGAUGACAAGUGGCUUACAGCUGAUUCCAAGUCGUCUCCCCACAGGAGAACUUGCCUUGCUUCUCCCUAACAGUGGUCAACUCCCUGGAAACGUUUUACCAUUUUUCCCACCCCCAUCGGCGACACAGGGAACAUCUACGACAACCCCAACAACUUCAACCGCCACAUCAACCCUGACCAACGCAGAAAAUGUACGUCUGAGCUCCACAGUUACCAGUGGCACCAUCGACAGGUCCCAUCCAAGUGCAUUCACGGCCGUCGCAAGGUCUCAGAGUCCAACGCCUAACCAGAAUCGACCUAACAGUCCACUAAGUUUGCCGCUGGACGCCUGUUCGACAAGAUUACAAUCCGGAAGUCCACCCUUACUUAGUCCCACUUCGUCCAUCUCAAGCUGUGAUACAAUGGACACAUAUCCUGGUCCGAACACACCUCCGCCACCAACGCAACUAUCUCUCGUCAAUCCUCAUCCGAGUAACCAGCAACUUCAAAACCAGACGCAGUCUUAUCCUAUAAACGUAAACCAGUUCAAAAUUCCUCUUACAAGUCCAUCUACAGGUUACAACGUCUAUCAUUUUCCCGUGAUGGAAACUCAGAAACAACCGGUAUCACCACAGCAACAGUCUCUGGUGACUUCGACAUCAUCCCCCGCUUCGGAUGCCCCUGGGAAACUCAGGCUUCCAAUGCAGACUGCAGACUCACCAUCAACCGGUAUCUUACGGACAGUGACCGAAGUUAAGCUGGCUUUCAAAACGGUACCGGUGACGUCAGAAAAGUCGUCACCCGCUAUCCGAACCAUCGAAGCACUUCCGACUGUAUCUUCCUCAAAUCCUUCCUUUCAUCACGACCUUUCCGUGACACUGUCUACGCCAGUGAAUCAGUGCUUGUCGGUAGUGACUACAGCCCCUGGAAGUGCACCUUUUGUAGAAAGACAUCAUACUGUGGGGACGAAGGCCCCUCCCUUAGACUUUUCCGUUAAGAAAGACGAUUUACAAAGUACAGCCACACAGACACCAUCUUGCAGCAAGAGGCAGCUAUCGACAAGUUUCACUGCAAAUAACUUUCCCGGUGAUUUUGUUUCACAGUCAUUCCCAUCGCCAAGUAAAAUGAUGAGGUUGUCAUUCAGUAUGCAAAACGAAAUGCUCCAGAAGUCAAACGCAGAGACUGAAGGCUUACUGAAAUGCUCAGAAUCCAAGAGCCAUCUGUCAGUAAUUGUCGAAGACUUGUCUAACAAACCGUCCACAUCUACAACUGCCGUGACUACGUCAACAGCACAAACGGGUAAUAAGGACAUGUGGCGUCCCUGGUGAUAAUUUUCAGUACUUGAGAGACGCUCGUGUUUUCGAAUUCCAACACCCAAGUUGUCUUUCAGUCAUAAUAACACUGUAAUAUAAAUACACGCCCACACAAAUCUGUGAUGCAGUUCGUAGAAAUGUACAUUCCAAAGACACAUUAAUCUUAAUGAAUUAAAAAGUAUAUAAACAUGUA
This is a messenger RNA of Zootermopsis nevadensis, 2750 nucleotides long. RefSeq lists its product as uncharacterized. Gene Ontology annotation, molecular function: DNA binding; protein dimerization activity. NCBI's taxonomy places the organism in Eukaryota, Metazoa, Arthropoda, Insecta, Blattodea, Termopsidae. Gene Ontology annotation, biological process: regulation of DNA-templated transcription. The record is from RefSeq and is a predicted model, not a curated record.